This is a messenger RNA of Aspergillus tanneri, 1677 nucleotides long. Its product is annotated as DUF5102 domain-containing protein. The record is from RefSeq and is a predicted model, not a curated record. Lineage: Eukaryota; Fungi; Ascomycota; Eurotiomycetes; Eurotiales; Aspergillaceae. The transcript has 4 exons. Bases 1 to 1677 code for a protein of 558 amino acids.
AUGUCGGAACGGCCGUCCCGUCCGUCCAGCUCACACCAGGAGCCCCCAAGGAAAAGUGAGCAGUUUAAAGACCCUGGGGCUCAAGAGUCUGUGGCUUCAAACAGCGAUGAUGAACAUUUCUCAGAUGCCAGCGAAGGCCAACUCCAUACUCAUUCACACACGCCGUCCGGUCGCAUAUCCCCUGUCCCAUUGACUCGCGUCGAGACGGUCGACGACAAUCCAUCACACGGAGAAAUUCCCGGAAUCCCGGCAGACGAAAAGAGGGUGCAAGAUGGUAUUCCAGAUGAGGCCGAGGUGAUCCCAGAAGGGCCACGCAGAAGAAGCUCUUCCACUGCGGGGUAUCUGCCUCGUCCUUCUGCUGUGGGUUCACUCGUGCACCAGACAGUCGUUGAGAAGGUCGAUCUAGAUCUGUCAAGGCAUGGGGAUAUACCUGGCACACUGGCCUACGAACAGCCGAAAGCUGAUGCGGUGCCUGAUGUCGUGAUGAAAGCGUCGGACUCGGAUGGCCGACUAUCGCACAGCCCAAUUUCAAAUCAGCAGACGCCAGCUGAGGCCAAGGCGAGUGACAUGAGCGUUCCCGAAACAGUACUGUCGAAGGUUGACUCUCUUCCGGUGGGUGAGACAAGCUCAGAUCUGCAUGCUCACCAGAGGCGGCCUAGCGAUACUUCGGACGUAACAAAGAUUGUCCCAGACACUCUUGGCCCGCUAUCGUCGUCAGAAUCUAAGAAUGACGAACAGAGUGACAAUAAUCCGAAACAUUCCGUGAUGGGAAACGAUGAUCAAACAACCGAGGACCAAGCGCCCGCGGACGACUUCGCCGAUUUUGCAGAAGAACAAAACAUGGGCGAAGAUGAUUUUGGAGAUUUUGAUGAUGGGUUCCAAGAGCCCAGCGCAGAGGUCACUGAGGAUGAAUUCAUUGAGCCAAACGAUAUGAGACCCUCGCAACCUCCUACGCCUCCUUCAGUUCCUCCCCUUAUAGAUUUCAAUUCCUUUCAGUCCCUCCCCGACCUCUACGCUGCACUAGACGAGCCUCUUGACCGUCUGUUCCCCACUUGGAAAGAUAUAUCAUCCCAGUCUGUAGAACCGAUCCAAAACUCCUCCGCGAUUUUUAACACCGAGCGUUCUCUAUCAUUAUGGUCACAACUAGUUGCACCACCACCACUACAACCUCAUAACUGGGUCAAGUCUCGAAUCCGCCGACUCUUCCUCGUUUCGCUCGGAGUCCCCGUCGACCUCGAUGAGAUCCUGCCGGCAUCCAAACAAAAGAAACUUGUCCUCCCGUCUAUCAACAUCGGUUCAGACGCCGGUGGAUCGACUACUCACUCACGCUCGCAGAGUCAGAAUCGAAAAGAUGGUACACUGAGCGGCUCCGGUAGCCCACGUACCUCCGGUCAAGGAAGCCGACAGAGGACAUCACGGCGGCGCGAGCCAAACCCUCCACCAGAACUGGACCUGCCAGCAGUCCACCGACUGUGUACUACCACUGAUGCUGCCCUGGAGGGACUCACAGAUGACGAAUUACAAGGACACGUUAAAGAGCUCCAGGAUGUGACACUACGAGCGAGCUCCGUUCUGGAAUACUGGCUCAAACGACUCGACGGUCUAGUCAGUGAAAAGGAGGCGUUUGAAGGGGUAAUUGAGAAUUUAGUCAAUCAUGCCCGUCGUGUGAGAAAAUAA